GUUCUGGCCUUUUUUUCCCAUCGCUCUAGUUCACCCUAUUUAUCCCCUCCCCCCCAGGGCCUCAGGACCUUUUCCGCGCGGUGCAACAACAACAGGCUCACUGCCCUUUUCCCAGCAUUUCUCAUCCUGGCAUCCUUACCUUGCCUAGGACUUUUCCCUCGUCCCUCAAUUCAAAACAAACGACAAGUCCGCCAUAUCCCGAAAUCUCGAGUCUUUUCAUCCUUGCUCUCUCUUUCUCUCUCUUUCUUUUCUCUGUCGCUUGCUCAUCAUCUGCUUCGCCACUCAUCAUCUGGCAUCCGGCAGUCUAUAUCCUCAUCUUACUAAAGCUGCUUCUGACCGUCAUUUACAUCCGCAGCCACAGCCAAAGCCAUUCUCCUGGCUGCCUGCCCCGUGUGACUCUCUUGACAUCUUCUACCGAGUCAAUUGCUCAUCCGUCCUCUCAUCUAUUGCUUCGUUUCUGCCGACGACUCUAUUUCUUCAAUCACAUUUCCUACAAUUGCCGGGUUUGGCCCGCCAAGAGUGCAUACCCAUCAAAGUGCUUCCCUUCUCUAGCGACAAGACAAAACCUCGCAAGCUUACGGGGCUUGAUCCGUGUGUCUUGCCCUCUCUAGCGACAAGAGACAAAACCUCGCAAGCUGGCUUGGGGGCUUCCAUCUUCUCCAAGCCAUCCGCCGUCUGAAUGGGAAGCUUGGACAAUUGGAGCUCCGACGAGGGCGACGGCCCCAGAGACAAAACUCCCCGGUCCCACAGGCCCAGCUUCCAGACGCCGCGGCGUAGCAUGAACCGCUCAAAGUCCAUACUAUCCAAUCUCUCGGAGAUGUCUGCGUCGGUCGCCUUUGGCGCUCCUUGGUACCCAAACGACUCGGACAGGUACGGCCACUGGUCAUCUGACCGCCGAGCGCCGAGGACGAAGACUUCCUCUCGCGACAUUGACGACGACUGGUCCGACGAGCCUUACGACGACCGAGACCGCUCUGAAGAGGCCUCGGGCUCCGACAAUGACGAGAGCAAGCAAAAGGUCAAGCGGCGACAGCCCACGAAUGUCGAUGUAGAUACUAGUGCUGGAUCCAGCUCUUCCGCAUCGACUAGGAGCCGCCCUAUCGCCAUUCCUCGGUCGAGACAAAACAGCGUUGCCUCUACCGUCACGAUACCUGAAGCCCUAUCUGCUAGGGGCGAAAGGCAAGGUGGCUACUUUCCCUUUCACGAAGAUCCCAAAACUCGUGUGCGACACACUCAUCCUUUCUACUACGAAAUGAAGAAUCAAGAUAUUGCUGCUCCUACGCUGGAGGAUGUGGACACGGGCGCGGACGCAGAUGUGGAUAUGCCCAAGCCCAAGUCUCGAUACGAGCUGUCCAGCUCCACGCAGGACGAUUCCUACGGGUUCCUUAGCGACGAUGAAGACAGCGAUCCCUUCAUCCCAGCGUCCAUGGGCAAAUAUUACCCUCAAGUCUACGAAAGACGCCAGGCCCUGAAGAAGGGAAUUACCCUGCCGGCUCUGCCCACGUCGAGCAGCAGCAAGCCCCCUGGAAGCAAAUCUACGACUUCCAAGCCUCACAAGCGGCGGCCAAGGCCUCGGACGCCCGUCAUUGUCCCCCGACCUACAGCCACCACCGAAUUCAUUCCACCUUUUCAGCUGGAGUCGGCAGAGUAGCGACAUUCAAAAGCCCACCUUGAGGCUGGUUGAAACAACCAAAGGUUAUCGUUGAAUCCGCCUGCUCCGGGUUAGGGUAUGGCAGCUACAGACAUAGAAUCUUUUGGACAAUUUUUGGAUCUUUUUUUUUUUUUUUGGAUUUCUUUGGAAUUUUUCUUUCUUUUCAUGGGAUACUUUUGGAUAGAGCCUCUAGCAUUGCGGGGAGUGUUUGGGUUUGGACAUUAAGGAUUGAAUAUGGGCAAUGACACGACUUUACCUACUUAUACACCCAGCUUACUCGGGAUUGAACCCGCUGAUGAAGUAGCUGAAUGAUGAAUAAAUACUUUUGAAUAAACUUUUUUUCC
This is a messenger RNA of Trichoderma atroviride IMI 206040, 1995 nucleotides long. RefSeq lists its product as uncharacterized. Lineage: Eukaryota; Fungi; Ascomycota; Sordariomycetes; Hypocreales; Hypocreaceae. The record is from RefSeq and is a predicted model, not a curated record.